CAGGGCUGGCGGGAGCCCUCGAUUGGCGUUGAGAAGUGGCUAGGUCUGAGCUUGGGAGUGCCCGCCGCCGGAGCCUUUGAGCUGGUGUUGUGCUGACGGCUGUGGCCAGGGAAUUUCGAAUGAGACAGAGGGAGACGGCGGCGCGGAGGACAGAGGAGACGGGGAGGGGAGAGGAAAGGGAAGGGAAGAAGACCGUAAGGACGACAACGAAGGGAAGCGUCCAGUGAGCAUCUCCAGUGACCAUGACGACUGAACUUGGUUCAGAAACAAAAGUAAAGGAAUCAGAGAAACUGGAAACAAAUGUGGCAAAGGAAGAUGCUGGGGAUGCACCAGAAAGUCGAAAGGACCAGGAGUCUGAAAUAGCAGAAGGUUCUCCUGUUCCCCAGAAUCCACCUAGCCAAAGCAGCCCUAAAAGUUCAAAGAAGGAAAAGGAUCCAUCUGAAAGCAAGGGUAUUUCUCGCUUCAUUCCACCCUGGCUUAAGAAACAAAAGUCAUACAGCUUAACAGAACCCAAAGAUGAAGAUAAGAAGAAACAGUUGGCAGUAGUGGAGGAAGGUGAAUGUCCAGUUCCAGAAGAGACAACUCAGCCUAAGGAAAAACAGGAAGACUUUACUGUGAAUCAGCAACAAGCUAAAAACGAUGACAAAGAUGGAAAAGAUUCUGUUAGUAGUGCUGAGACACAGCCUGCAAAAGAAGACAGUAAAGUUCUUGUUUCUGAAGAAAAGGAAGAUAAACAAGGGACUGAGGAAGGUAAAAUGGAGACCAAAGAAGUGCAGACAGCUGAAGCUGAAAUUGAGCAGGCUGUUCAGAAAACUCCUAAGAAGAUCAGAACUGUCCAGUGUAAAGUAAUACUAUUGGAUGGCACAGAAUACAGCUGUGAACUUGAGAAAAGAGCUAAAGGCCAAGUGCUGUUUGACAAGGUGUGUGAACAUCUCAAUUUACUGGAAAAGGACUAUUUUGGUUUGUUAUUUCGAGACCACUCUGAGCAGAAGAAUUGGCUUGAUCCUUUAAAAGAAAUCAAGAGGCAAAUUCGAAAUUUACCCUGGCUAUUCACGUUUAAUGUGAAAUUUUAUCCACCUGAACCUUCACUUUUAACAGAAGACAUUACCCGGUACUUUCUAUGCUUACAGCUUCGUCAGGAUAUUGCUUCUGGCCGCCUACCAUGUUCUUUUGUGACUCAUGCUCUUCUCGGUUCAUAUACUCUGCAAGCUGAACUAGGUGACUAUGAUACAGAGGAGCACAACAGUGAUUACAUUGGGGAAUUCCAGUUUGCACCCAACCAGACAAAAGAGAUGGAGGAGAAAGUAAUAGAAUUGCACAAAUCUCAUAGAGGUUUGACACCAGCACAAGCAGAUUCCCAGUUCUUAGAAAAUGCAAAAAGGCUUUCUAUGUAUGGAGUGGAUUUACAUCAUGCCAAGGAUUCUGAAGGUGUGGACAUCAUGCUUGGAGUAUGUGCCAAUGGGCUGCUUAUUUACAAGGACAGACUCCGUAUAAACCGUUUUGCCUGGCCCAAAAUUUUGAAGAUCUCUUAUAAGCGCAGCAAUUUCUAUAUUAAAGUUAGGCCAACUGAGCUGGAACAGUUUGAGAGCACUAUUGGGUUCAAGCUGCCAAAUCAUCGAUCUGCGAAGAGAUUAUGGAAAGUUUGUGUGGAGCAUCAUACUUUUUAUAGACUGUUAUCCCCAGAACAGCCUCCGAAGGCAAAGUUCCUGACAUUGGGUUCAAAGUUCCGGUACAGUGGACGUACUCAGGCACAGACACGCCAGGCUAGCAACCUCAUAGACAGACCUGCUCCUUACUUUGAACGCACCUCAAGCAAACGUGUCUCCAGGAGUCUUGAUGGUGCUCCAGUAGGUAUCACAGACCAGAGCCUACUUAAGGACUUCUCUGGUGAUAGGAAUUUUGAAGCUGCUGGACAGUCUAAAUUUAAAGAUGGAGAAGAUGAAGAUGGAGGCUUAGCUAAAAUGCCACAGUUUGAAGAUGGAAAGGCAACUGCACUGAAUGUCUCUAAUGACAGUAAAGAUGAAGCUGAGGAACAGGAGAUGGAGACAGAAGAGGAAGACAUCCAGAAGAAGGACCUGGAUAAGAGCCAGGAUGAAUUACUGAAGCAUCAGGCUAGCAUUAGUGAACUCAAGCGCAAUUUUAUGGAAUCCACACCUGAGCCACGCCCCAAUGAAUGGGAAAAACGUCGUAUCACACCUCUGUCUCUGCAGACACAAGGGAGCCUAGAAGAGGAGAUAGCAUCAAUUUUAUUUAGUAAAGAAAGUUUUUCCACUAGCAUGAAAACUGCCUUCACUUCAGCUACCUCGUGGACAGCAGAGGGCACUGUUGUGAAAGAUAAUGUACCUUCUGAAAAGCUUUCUGCCUCACCCUUCUCUCAGCUGCCUGAGAAAUUUGCUCCCAAAACAGAAGGGCCUCUCACUGGAACCAGCAGGACUAUUAAGAGUUCACAUGAGACUCUGAAUGUAGUGGAGAAGAAGCAGGCAGAGGUUGGGAUAGAAGAGACAGUAGUCACUGAUGAUACCCAAAGGGGCAAAAUACAAGUUAUCUCUGAUGGUGUUGAAUCUCAGAAGAUGGAGCAUCUCUCCAAAAAGGAUUCUUCAUCCUUGUCAUCAGACAGCAGCAGUAAUGAAAGUGAAGAUGAAGUAGAAUAUCAGCCACAUCAUCGAAUGAUCCAGGAAGUAAUAAAAGAAGAAGUAGAAGAGAAUGACGAUAUCAAAGAGGAAGAAGAACAGAAGACAAAAGCAGUAGAGUAUCCAGACAUUUCACAAGAAGUCAGCCAGGUUAAAGCAAAAAUUGAGCAUCCACAAGCAGCAGAAGCUUUAGUCCAGAUAAAUGAUGUACCCACAAAGACAUCUGAGGAUAGAAACUCAAUAAAAUUGAAUGAGCAAGGCCCAGAAGACGAGAGGAAGGAAGAACAGAAACUAAAUGGAGAAGCAUCACAUAUUGACAUUGAUGUGUCAUCACAAAUAAUUUGUUGCUCUGAGCCUCCAGUGGUUAAAACUGAGAUGGUGACCAUUUCAGAUGCUUCACAAAGAACUGAAAUCUCCACUAAGGAAGUACCCAUUGUUCAGACAGAAACUAAAACGAUCACGUAUGAAUCUCCCCAGUUUGAUGGUGGUAGUGAUGCUGGUGUACUGCUGAGUGCACAGACGAUCACAGCAGAAUCUGUUUCUACAACCACAACCACACAAAUCACUAAGACAGUGAAAGGUGGUGUGUCAGAAACCAGAAUUGAGAAACGGAUUGUUAUCACUGGAGAUGCAGACCUUGAUCAUGAUCAGGCAUUGGCACAAGCCAUUAAAGAAGUCAAAGAGCAGCACCCUGACAUGUCUGUAACCAGAGUGGUGGUGCAUAAGGAAACGGAGGUAGCAGAAGAAGGAGACUAAGAAUUAUGAAGAUUUAUUUGUGAAUGAGAAGAACUUUGAUCAUUCCAAGUUGGUAUCUUCGUCACUGUUUCACUAAAUUCAUGAAGGCUGGCAAUGACUAGACAUCUCUGUAAUGAACUACCAACACCAAACUGUAUCUUCUCUGGUUCUUUAUCAUUUACAACUUUAUUUUUAUAAUCACUUCUUAACAUUCUUGGCUUUUUUAUGAGGGUUAGAGAUUUAUUAUUUUUUGCACAAUUCCCUGCCAUUUUUAUAUAACUGAUCUCUUGUUUGCAUGAAAGUGAACAAAAAUAUUUAGUAAACACUGUUCACUUGAGCAAGUGUAAAAUGCAGGAAAGACAGAAUAUUUGACUAAUUUAGAUACAACCUUUUCAAAAUGUUUCAGAUAGAACCUCUUAACUGGAAUGAUUUACAGAGGGUUUUUUCAAAUUAUUCAGGUAAAUAAAAUGUGUCAAAUAAUAUAAAAAGUACAUUGUUUUUACUUUUAAAAAAAGCUUUCCUAUAACUUAGGGAAGUAAAUUAAGAAUUCACCUGGACUUAAAUGGAUUUUUAUAUAAAUUCCUUGUAACUUUCUCUGUUCUGAGGGUCUCCCGCUUUCAAUGGGGAACUGGUGCUGAUAUAUUAUAGAAGAGAGGGAGUUAUAAAGACAUUUCUACUGAGUGAGCACUGUUCUAGUAACCUUUUUUUCUGCACUGCCGUGCCAUUGUUCAACUCUUCCUUCGUGGACACUUUGUAGUCUGCACCAUUCCAGGUAAGGUUGGAAGGACCUGCUCUCUUCCCUUCCAACAGAGGUAAUCUAGGCAGCUUUAAAACCUUAGUGCUUUUCUCUUUAAUAUGUUAUAUGUCAAACACUUCCAUUAUAUAAUACACAUGCAGUAUGCUUGCAUUAUAUUAAAACUCAUUGUCCACAUGUUACAACUAACUCUUCUGUUAAAGCAGUUAUACCUGAUUUUGGAUAGUUUUCCUGAUAACCUGUACAGGUUUUAAGGACAUUGUGGAACCAGAGGUGCAUGCUUGGGACCAUUCUUAUAAGCAGUAUGAGAACCAUCUCUAUGUGAUGAGGCUGCCAGUGAGGAAGUCUGUAUGAAAACCUGUUAAUUCUCCCUCCCACACACACUCCGCUGUUCACCAUGUGUAUAGUUGAUGCCAUAUUAAAUUUGAAGCAGUUUCAGGUUGUAUUAAGUGAUAUUUUGCUUUCUGUAAUACUAUUAUAAAAUAAAGUUUGUUUAUUCUCUAAA
Molecule: messenger RNA, 4624 nt
Organism: Heteronotia binoei (common prickly gecko)
Lineage: Eukaryota; Metazoa; Chordata; Lepidosauria; Squamata; Gekkonidae
Gene: EPB41L2
Product: erythrocyte membrane protein band 4.1 like 2
Exons: 23
Coding region: 243-3386 (1047 amino acids)
Biological process (GO): cortical actin cytoskeleton organization
Cellular component (GO): cytoskeleton; plasma membrane
Molecular function (GO): actin binding; structural molecule activity
Source: RefSeq, a predicted model, not a curated record